UUUUCCCCUCCGCUUCUCCUUCUUUCUCUUCCCCUUCUCUCUCUCUCUCUCUCUCUCUCUCUAUCUCGGAUUUCCUGCUCUUGGGGUUUUCGUCGGAGUCUAAAGCCUGUCGGCAUUGCCCAUUUGCUCUGCGUUUGCUGAAAAGGUUACAGGAAAAGAAGUGGUCUGGCUAGACUACAUUGUUCUAUCAGAUAAAUUUACUCUGUUAUUGGGAUAAAUGCAUUGUGAGUUCUUGGAGAUGAGAUUUUGCGAAGCCUCUGCUUGAUGGACUGCUUCCCAAGCAGCGGAGACAAAAAGACAUUGAAGAGGUGGUUUUUCAUAGAUAAAAGAGUAGGGUAGAAGUUUGAUUCAUCACUGCAUUCUGAGGGUAAAAGCAUUUGGACAAAAAGUUCAGUACGCAUUUUGUGGUAACGACUGGUGGGAAGACGUCUGAAUCCGAUGGAUUUGAAGUCAACAAAUGGUUCUCUGAUUGUAGCUGAUCCUGCACCGAUAACCAAGUCUAGGUUGGGGGCAUAUUCUGGUCUAAUGCCUUAUUCACAAUCAGGGCCGUCGUUUUCAGCUAACAUCACCACAGUUCCAAGGAAAAAACCAGGGAAGCUGGAUGACGUUCGCUCCAAUGGCUGGCUUGAUGCGAUGAUAUCUUCGUCCCCUCCUCGCAAAAAGAUUCACAAAGACUUCAAUGCUUUCGACAUUGUCUCGGACGAGGCGGAUGUUGCUUACCAAUCUUGGAUGAUUAGGUAUCCAUCCGCACUCAAGUCCUUCCAACUGAUAAUGGACCGUGCAAAGAAUAGAAAGCUAGUGAUGUUCUUAGAUUAUGACGGAACACUCUCCCCCAUCGUAGACGACCCUGAUCGAGCUUUUAUGUCCAAUGAAAUGCGUUCUGCGGUAAGGAGUGUUGCAAAACAUUUUCCAACAGCCAUCAUCAGCGGAAGAAGCCGGGAUAAGGUUUAUGAUUUGGUAGGCAUAACGGAACUCUACUAUGCUGGUAGUCAUGGCAUGGAUAUCAUGUUUCCCACCAGAGACACGGUGUCCCCUAACCAUUUAAAUUGCGUUAAGUCAACUGAUCUGCAGGGCAAGGAGGUAAAUCUAUUCCAGCCUGCUAGUGAAUUUCUACCCAUGAUCAAUGAGGUCUACAGAACCUUUGUUGAGAUCACCAAAGACAUAAAAGGUGCAAAAGUGGAGAACCAUAAGUUUUGCGUCUCCUUACAUUACCGCAAUGUAGAUGAGAAUAGUUGGCCUUUAAUUGCACAGUAUGUUCAUGACAUUUUGAAAGACUAUCCUCGAUUACGACUAACACACGGGCGAAAGGUUUUAGAGGUUCGCCCUGUGAUCGACUGGGAUAAGGGAAGAGCCGUUGAAUUUCUUCUUGAAUCCCUAGGAUUUAGUAACAGUAGUGAUGUGCUCCCAAUUUAUAUCGGAGACGACAGAACUGAUGAAGAUGCAUUCAAGGUGCUGAGAAAGGGAAACCGAGGUUACGGGAUACUCGUCUCCACUAUCCCGAAAGAAAGCAAUGCUUUCUUCUCUCUACGAGACACUUCAGAGGUUCAAGAUUUCCUUGAGUCCCUUGUCAGAAUGGCACAACAGGAUGCAAAGGGUCUUUGAUAUGAUUCGUUACUUGUAUAAUUUUCAUUAACUAGGCAGGCAGGCAGGCAGGCUGCAACUAUCAUCUGGGCUGAGCCUCUUCUCUCUUUCUAGUUUUUGUAACAUGUAAUUUUUCAUCAUGAAGGUUUCUUUUCUUUCUUUCGUUUUUUUUUCUGUAUUUUAAAGGUUGAUAGAUGAUGAGGUUUUAGUAUUUUUGGCCUCUAAGUAGCUGUAGUCUUAUUGAAUUUAAUUAUAUUUUACAAUCAAAGCUUGGCAAUUGUGCAUACGAAUGCCAUUGUUGUUGGGCACGUAUUUGAGUAAUAGGUCCAAAGUGUUUGGUUUUGUUAGUAUUAAA
Messenger RNA from Sesamum indicum (sesame), 1936 nucleotides. RefSeq names its product putative trehalose-phosphate phosphatase F. Gene Ontology annotation, molecular function: trehalose-phosphatase activity. Lineage: Eukaryota; Viridiplantae; Streptophyta; Magnoliopsida; Lamiales; Pedaliaceae. Gene Ontology annotation, biological process: trehalose biosynthetic process. The record is from RefSeq and is a predicted model, not a curated record.